AUGACUGAGAAUAUGAAGGAAUGCUUGGCGCAAACCAAGGCUGCUGUGGGGGACAUGGUGACGGUGGUGAAGACAGAGGUCUGCUCUCCACUGCACGACCAGGAGUAUGGCCAGCCCUGCUCUAGAAGACCAGAUCCAUCUGCCAUGGACGUUGAGCCCAAGAAACCGAAGGGAAAGCGUGACCUCAUCGUGCCCAAAAACUUCCAGCAAGUAGACUUCUGGUUCUGUGAGUCCUGCCAGGAGUACUUUGUGGACGAAUGCCCGAACCACGGCCCCCCAGUGUUUGUGUCCGACACUCCUGUGCCCAUGGGCAUCCCCGACCGGGCAGCUCUCACCAUCCCGCAGGGCAUGGAGGUGGUCAAGGAAGCCAAUGGCGAGAAGGACGUGCGGUGCAUCAACGAGGUCAUCCCCAAGGGCCACAUCUUUGGUCCCUACGAGGGGCAGAUCUCCACCCAGGACAAGUCGGCUGGCUUCUUCUCGUGGCUGAUAGUGGACAAAAACAACCGGUACAAGUCCAUAGAUGGGUCUGAUGAGACGAAAGCCAACUGGAUGAGGUACGUGGCCAUCUCCAGGGAGGAGAGGGAGCAGAACCUGCUGGCGUUCCAGCACAGUGAGCGCGUGUACUUCCGGGCGUGCAGGGACAUCCGGCCUGGGGAGCGGCUGCGGGUCUGGUACAGCCCGGACUACAUGAAGCGCCUGCACAGCAUGUCCCAGGAGACCAUCCACCGCAACCUGGCCAGAGGAGAGAAGAGGUUGCAGAGGGAGAAGUCUGAGCAGGCUCUGGAUAACCCAGAAGACCUGAGGGGUGCCAUACAGCUCCCCGUGUUGAGACAGGGCAAAAGUCCCUACAAGCGUGGCUUUGAUGAAGGGGAUAUGCACCCCCAGACCAAGAAGAAGAAGAUUGACCUCAUUUUCAAGGACGUGCUGGAGGCCUCAUUGGAAACAGCGAAGGUAGAAGCCCACCAGCUGGCACUGAGCACCUCACUGGUCAUCCGGAAAGUUCCCAAGUACCAGGAUGAGGCCUACAGUCGAUGUGCGGCGGCCAUGUCCCAUGCACAGAAUGUCAGCCGGACCCAAGGGGAAGGGGAUUGGAAGAUCCCCCAAGGGGCUCCCAAGGAACCAGGCCCACUGGAGGAUGAGGAAGAGGAGCCUUCAUCAUUCAAGGCUGACAGUCCUGCCGAGGCCUCCCUGGCAUCUGACCCUCAUGAGCUCCCCACCACCUCCUUCUGCCCUAACUGUAUUCGCUUAAAGAAGAAGGUCCGGGAACUCCAGGCAGAACUAGACAUGCUUAAGUCUGGGAAGCUUCCUGAGCCCCCCGUAUUGCCACCGCAGGUACUGGAGCUCCCCGAGUUCUCAGACCCUGCAGGUAAGUUGGUCUGGAUGCAAUUUUUCUCAGAGGGUUGA
This is a messenger RNA of Elephantulus edwardii (Cape elephant shrew), 1404 nucleotides long. RefSeq names its product PR domain containing 11 (gene PRDM11). Gene Ontology annotation, molecular function: protein binding. The coding region runs from base 1 to 1404 and encodes 467 amino acids. Lineage: Eukaryota; Metazoa; Chordata; Mammalia; Macroscelidea; Macroscelididae. The transcript has 6 exons. Gene Ontology annotation, cellular component: nucleus. The record is from RefSeq and is a predicted model, not a curated record.